This is a messenger RNA of Acomys russatus (golden spiny mouse), 3893 nucleotides long. It is a transcript of the gene Arid5b, whose product is annotated as AT-rich interaction domain 5B. Gene Ontology annotation, molecular function: transcription cis-regulatory region binding. The record is from RefSeq and is a predicted model, not a curated record. Gene Ontology annotation, biological process: regulation of transcription by RNA polymerase II. NCBI's taxonomy places the organism in Eukaryota, Metazoa, Chordata, Mammalia, Rodentia, Muridae. The transcript is spliced from 10 exons. Gene Ontology annotation, cellular component: nucleus. The coding region runs from base 321 to 3887 and encodes 1188 amino acids.
UGUAUAUUUUUUUGUCUUGAUCCAUUCGCUUCCCGCAGAGCUCGGACGUAGCCUUGCUCCCUAUUUCUAAUUUGAUCAACCUAUCUUUGGCAGCAAACCCACAUAUUUUUGACAGAAGAUGAAAAUUGAGUUGCCUAAGAAAUAUUAGGAUAUAAUUUCAAUCAUUUUGGUGCUGAGGAGAAGGCGAGAGCUUAGUUUUAUAUUGAGACAUCACGCCUGCUGCAAGCAGAGAAUGCUUUCCCCUGCCAGGACCUGAUGCAAUCCAUUCAAGCCAACAAGUUUGGAGAGAAUGUUGAGUUCAAUCAAUUCAGAACGUCGAGAUGGAGCCCAACUCACUCCAGUGGGUCGGCUCACCGUGUGGCUUGCACGGACCUUAUAUUUUCUAUAAGGCUUUUCAAUUCCACCUUGAAGGCAAACCAAGAAUCUUGUCCCUUGGCGACUUUUUCUUUGUAAGAUGUACGCCAAAGGAUCCGAUUUGCAUAGCGGAGCUCCAGCUGUUGUGGGAAGAAAGGACCAGCCGGCAACUUUUAUCCAGCUCGAAACUUUAUUUCCUCCCCGAAGACACUCCCCAGGGCAGAAAUAGCGACCAUGGCGAGGAUGAAGUCAUUGCUGUCUCGGAAAAAGUGAUUGUGAAAUUGGAGGACCUGGUGAAAUGGGCACACUCUGAUUUCUCCCAAUGGAGGUGUGGGCUCCGAGCCACACCCGUGAAAACAGAGCCUUUUGGAAGAAAUGGGCAGAAGGAGGCUUUGCUCAAAUACAGACAGACAACCCUCAACAGUGGGCUCAACUUCAAAGACGUUCUCAAGGAAAAGGCUGAUCUUGGGGAAGAUGCAGAAGAAACCAACGUGAUUGUUCUUAGCUACCCUCAGUACUGCCGGUACCGGUCCAUGCUUAAACGGAUCCAGGAUAAGCCAUCUUCCAUCCUCACGGACCAGUUUGCUUUAGCCCUGGGGGGCAUCGCAGUGGUCAGCAGAAACCCCCAGAUCCUGUACUGUCGGGAUACCUUUGACCACCCCACUCUCAUAGAAAACGAGAGCAUAUGCGAUGAAUUUGCGCCAAAUCUUAAAGGCAGACCUCGGAAAAAGAAAACAGGUCCCCAGAGAAGAGAGUCCUUCAGUGGUUCCAAGGACUCCAACAAUAACUGUGAUGGUAAAGCUAUCAAUAAGGUGAAAGGGGAGGCCAGGUCAGCCUUGACCAAGUCAAAGAAUAACCACAAUAACUGUAAGAAAGCCUCAAAUGAAGACAAGCCAAAGCUGUCCAUUGGUGAAGAGUGCAGGGCCGAUGAACAAGCCUUCUUAGUGGCGCUUUAUAAAUACAUGAAAGAAAGAAAAACGCCCAUAGAGCGAAUUCCCUACUUGGGUUUCAAACAGAUUAACCUUUGGACUAUGUUUCAAGCUGCUCAAAAACUGGGAGGAUAUGAAACAAUAACAGCCCGCCGUCAGUGGAAACAUAUUUAUGACGAGUUAGGUGGUAACCCUGGGAGCACCAGCGCGGCCACCUGCACUCGCAGGCACUACGAAAGGUUAAUCCUGCCAUAUGAAAGGUUCAUCAAGGGGGAAGAAGAUAAGCCUUUGCCGCCCAUCAAACCUCGGAAACAGGAAAACAAUUCGCAGGAAAAUGAGAACAAAACAAAAGUAUCCGGAACCAAGCGCAUCAAACAGGAAAUUCCCAAGAACAAGAAAGAAAAAGAAAACACCCCAAAGCCCCAAGAUACAUCUGAGGUUCCAUCAGAGCAAGGGAAGGAAGAAGAGACAGUGAGCCAGAAAAGCGUCCCAGAGCCUCUCCCAGCCCCAGAAGUAAAAAGGAAACCAGAAGGGCACAAGGAUCUUGCACCGAGGGCCCCAGUGGCCAGAGCAGACCCUGAAAAGUGCAAUGAAACCGACCAAGGUUCCAACAGUGAGAAGGAGGCGGAGGAGGUGGGCGACAAAGGCCUUGCCCCCCUGCUCCCAAGCCCUCCCCUGCCUCCUGAGAAAGAGCCAGCUCCAAUGCCUGGGGCUGGCAAACAGCCCGUUGCCUCCCCCAGUGCCCAGAUGGACUUAAAGCAAGAAACCAAACCCUGCUGCUUUACAGACAGCCCUGAAAGUGACCUCCAAGAAGCACCCUUUCCCAGCUUCCCCGCCACCCAGCCACCACUGGCAAGCCAAAACGAGGCCGAGGAAGAUAAGCUUCCAGCCAUGGCUAAUUACAUUGCCAACUGCACUGUGAAGGUGGACCAGCUGGGCAGUGACGACAUCCACACUGCCCUCAAGCAGACCCCGAAGGUCCUUGUGGUCCAAUCAUUUGACAUGUUCAAAGACAAAGACUUGACUGGGCCCAUGAACGAGAACCACGGACUCAAUUACACACCUCUGCUUUACUCCCGGGGCAACCCUGGCAUCAUGUCGCCGCUGGCCAAGAAAAAGCUUUUGUCUCAGGUGAGUGGGGCCAGCCUCUCCAGCAGCUAUCCCUACGGCUCCCCGCCCCCCUUGAUCAGCAAAAAGAAACUGAUUGCCAGGGACGAACUGUGCUCAGGUUUGUCCCAGACCCACCACAGCCAAAGCUCUGAGCACAUGGCCGUCAGCCGGCCAUCGGUAAUCCAACAUGUCCAGAGCAUCAAAAGCAAGGCCCCCGAGGAAAGAAAGAGCAUCAACGACAUCUUUAAGCAUGACAAACUGAGCCGGUCUGAUGCUCAUCGCUGCGGUUUCUCCAAGCACCAGCUCAGCUCCCUGGCAGACUCCUACAUCCUGAAACAAGAGACCCAGGAGGGCAAGGAUAAACUGUUAGAGAAAAGAGCAGCCCCUCACGCCCACGUGCCCAGCUUCCUGGCCGACUUCUACUCAUCGCCGCAUCUCCAUAACCUCUACCGUCACACGGAACACCAUCUUCAUAAUGAACAGUCGUCCAAGUAUGCCUCCAGGGACAUGUACCCAGAAUCUGAAAACAGCGCUUUUCUUUCUCACAAACACCCAGAGAAGGUCCACGUCAAUUAUCUCGCGUCUCUGCAUCUGCCAGAUAAGAAGCUGGCUGCCGCAGAAGCCUCUAUGGAUGAUCAGCCAACAGACCUGAGCCUUCCCAAGAACCCACACAAACUAACCAGCAAAGUCUUAGGCCUGGCCCACUCAGCCUCAGGGCCCCAGGAGAUCAAAGGCACCUCCCAGUUCCAGGUCAUCAGCAGCCAGAGUCGAGACUGUCACCCCAAAGCCUGCCGGGUAUCACCUAUGACCGCGUCGGCCCCUAAAAAAUACCCUGAGUCACUUGCAAGGUCAGGAAAGCCUCACCACGUGAGACUGGAGAACUUCAGAAAGAUGGAAGGCAUGGUCCAUCCCAUCCUGCACCGGAAGAUGAGCCCUCAAAACAUUGGGGCUGCACGCCCCAUAAAGCGCAGCCUGGAGGAUUUAGAUCUUGUGAUCGCUGGGAAAAAGGCCAGGGCUGUGUCUCCCUUGGACCCGGCGAAGGAGGCUUCUGGGAAAGAAAAGGCCUCGGAACAGGAGAGCGAGGGCAGCAAAGGAGCCUACGGUGGGCAUUCUGGGGCCACAUCGGAAGGUCACAAGCUUCCGCUCUCUUCCCCUAUCUUCCCAGGUUUGUAUUCUGGUAGCCUGUGUAACUCGGGCCUCAACUCCAGGCUCCCGGCAGGGUACUCCCAUUCUCUGCAGUACUUGAAGAACCAGACGGUGCUUUCUCCUCUCAUGCAGCCUCUGGCUUUCCACUCGCUCGUGAUGCAAAGAGGAAUUUUUACAUCGCCGACGAAUUCUCAGCAGCUGUACAGACACCUGGCCACAGCUACCCCCGUAGGAAGCUCCUACGGAGACCUGUUGCACAAUAGCAUCUACCCUUUAGCUGCUAUCAACCCUCAGGCUGCCUUCCCAGCUUCUCAGCUGUCAUCCAUUCACCCCAGCACAAAACUGUAAGCCUCA